UUCACAACGGGAAGCCUCCCGACGCUCCUCUUGCGCGACUCCGCUGGGCAGCUUGGCGCGUGGGACCAAUGCGGCGGCAUAGCGUACACCGGGUCGACAAAGUGUCCCAAGGACUAUGUGUGCUCGGCGCGUCAGCCCGGUUUCUCCCAGUGCGUGCCCGGAUGGAUCCCCCUCUGGUACUCCGCCUGGCGCACGGGCGACUGCGGCGGCGCAAAGUACGCUGGUCCCACGAAGUGCCCCAACGACUACGCAUGCAAGUACCGCAGCGUCACGCUCAGCCAGUGCAUCCCC
Messenger RNA from Emiliania huxleyi CCMP1516, 291 nucleotides. RefSeq lists its product as hypothetical. Gene Ontology annotation, cellular component: extracellular region. Gene Ontology annotation, molecular function: cellulose binding. The annotation marks the transcript as partial. Gene Ontology annotation, biological process: carbohydrate metabolic process. The record is from RefSeq and is a predicted model, not a curated record. The transcript has 3 exons. Lineage: Eukaryota; Haptophyta; Isochrysidales; Noelaerhabdaceae.